CCUGCACCUACGGUUGUAAGGAAGGCUAUUAGAUAUUUAAAUAUGUAAUUCGCACUCCGACCUGAGAAAGGCAGCAAUACGCAAUACAGCGUCUACUCUGUCGGAAACGCACAAGAAGAACAGCAACCGUUUUUAGCUUACAAAUAGGGUUCGUGUUGUCUAAUUGUGUAGCCUUUUAUAUAUCUCUAAACUUUGUCGAUUUAGCUCACAUUUGCAGCAACAUUUUUAUCCCAGUACACUAUCAUGCAGCUGUUUAGCUAGCUUGAGUCGUUGAGUACAGAAGCGAGUUUCUCAAAACAAGGCACUUGUUUUUAAAAUUGACGGUAUUGUUAUUUAAGUCUACUUGUCGUGUGUCAUCCGUCCCCAAUGGGGUUCAAUAAGACAUACAUCAGUAUCGGGUAUGCCACUUUUGGCAUGCUUAUAGGAUUCUCUGCAUUUCUCGUGUGGAACAUCGCGUACAAUCAACCAUGGACAGCUGCAAUGGGAGGAUUAUCAGGUGUGCUGGCACUCUGGACCCUUAUCACCCACGUCAUGUACCUGCAGGACUACUGGCGCACCUGGCUGAAGGGCCUCAAGUUCUUCCUCUUCAUGGGAGUCUUCUUCGCCCUGCUGGCUGUGGUGGCCUUCAUCACCUUCCUCUCCUUUGCCAUCAUCAACAAAGAAUCACUGACUGACCCGAGGAGUCUGUUCCUGUCGGGCGUGUGGAGCUUCUUGACCCUGAAGUGGUCCUUCCUGCUGGCCCUCUACUCCCACCGCUACCGCAAAGAGUUUGCCGACAUCAGUAUUCUCAGUGACUUUUGAUAAGGGCCAUUGAACCCCCUCUAUAAUGAGGGAAUGUGUACCUGGACCUCCACCCAUGCCCGCGCCUCCUCGUUUAGGUUACCCUCUCUUUUCCUGUGUCUGUGAAAUCAAAUCGAAGUUAAUUUGUCACGUGCACAGGAUACAACCGGUGUAAACAGUACAGUGAAAUGCUUACCUGCAAGCUCUUCCUCAACAAUGCAGUACUCAAUAUCAAAGGGAAAGAAAUAGAACAUCUAGAAUAGAAUGUUAAAAAUAUCACAGAAACAGGGAAUGCUCAGCACCUGCUAGCCAGUCUAUCCACAAGUUGAUCCCGAUUUUAUACCCUUUUAUGGAUUUUACAAUCUUCCUAUACAUACAGUACCGUUCAAAAGUUUGGAAAUGUCCUUGUUUUCGAAAGAAAAUCAAUUUUUUGCUCCUUAAAAUAACAUCAAAU
Messenger RNA from Coregonus clupeaformis (lake whitefish), 1234 nucleotides. RefSeq names its product heme transporter hrg1-A. The record is from RefSeq and is a predicted model, not a curated record. NCBI's taxonomy places the organism in Eukaryota, Metazoa, Chordata, Actinopteri, Salmoniformes, Salmonidae. Gene Ontology annotation, biological process: heme transport. The transcript is spliced from 3 exons. Gene Ontology annotation, cellular component: lysosomal membrane; plasma membrane. Gene Ontology annotation, molecular function: heme binding; heme transmembrane transporter activity. Bases 367 to 801 code for a protein of 144 amino acids.